Messenger RNA from Aspergillus aculeatinus CBS 121060, 2072 nucleotides. RefSeq names its product F-box domain protein. Bases 270 to 1976 code for a protein of 568 amino acids. Gene Ontology annotation, molecular function: protein binding. Lineage: Eukaryota; Fungi; Ascomycota; Eurotiomycetes; Eurotiales; Aspergillaceae. The record is from RefSeq and is a predicted model, not a curated record. The transcript has 7 exons.
GUUUCUUCUCAAUCGUGUUUUCCUGAAAUUUUGCUCGAGGCUCAUUCUGCUGGCCAGUCCGUUGGAUGGAUGCUUCUCGUGUCCGUACAUAGCUUCCUCGGUGGAGCUCAAAAGCAAGAGAAGAGAACCCCCGUGGGUGGUCAACGAGUCUUGUUGUCUCGUGUUGCUUGCUGGUUUCCAUUCGAUGUCAUAUCAUCUUCAAUACUAGGUACUGAGGACUUCCUCUCCCUUUCCUCUCUUCCCUUCUGAAACCCUUAGGAUAUGAAGGGAUGUACUGGACUGGACAGCAGUGCGACGAGGACGAAGAGGAGUGCAGUACAAAUCUUUCUGGGUAUCUAUGUCAAUGUGACAGCUCCAUCUUCUCUCCUCGCAUUAUAUUCUUGCUGUCUAAUUACGCCACAAGCACUGCUAUCUCUGUACUCUACCUGUUCUUUUCCUUUGGGGAUUCCUUGUUCCCUAUCCCCACAACUCCCCCUCCGGCGCAGUGCCCGAAUUCAGCUAUGAGUCUGGAUUCACCGUCUAGUGAUAAUGCCACAACCAUCCAGCAGAUCAUCUCUCUUUUUAACAGUCUGAGCACAAAUUCCGCCCGAAGAGCUGCGUAUCAUGGGCUGCUGAACCAACUGAACUCCACCGAAUGGUGCGAUUUACGCGCAUGCAUCGAACAGCGGACCUUCCAGAAAGACAUCCUAGGCGAGUCCCUGCCCGAGGUCGCCCUCCAGAUUGUGCAGCAUCUGAGCGUUUCCGAUCUUCACGUGCUCAGGAGAGUCUCGAGACGAUGGCACGCUCUCCUGUCAUCUGCUUCUACCAAGCGCACCGUAUAUCGCCAAUGGACCAACAACUCCAGUACGCACCUCACCACGGCCGAGAUCACGCGGUACGCUCAACGGAGGCUCUACUUGGAGCGUGGCCAACCCGUCGCUACCGCCGCCGCACAGAGGGCCGUGAAAGUGAUCGAUGACCAACCAACCCCCCACAGCGCCCCCACGCCCAACACCUUCGCUUACGCCCACGGGAGGUUUGCAUGGCUUAGGAGCCCCGACCUCCUCGUCGUACACAGUAUUCGCAACUCUACAAGGCAGCAGUUUUGCACCGAAAACCGUGAUCGCUUUCGAUUGGUGGGGAUCUCGAACUCCGUGGUUGUAGCGAUCAGCACUCGCGCGUAUUGUCAUGUUUGGGAUCUGGAGACCCAGGAGCACGCCUGGUUCCGUAUCCCAUCCCUCAACGUGACCGGCUUUGCGGUACGCGACAACACAGUCGCUGUAGCCUACAACAGUUAUACGGUCACGGAGUCCGGGGACAAGAUCGAUACAGAAUCCGUGACCUACUGGGACAUGUGGUCGCGUACCGCUCACACAAUCGAGAAUGUUCCCCAAGUGGCAGUACUAGAUUUGCUGCCCGCCACCAAGACCCUUGUCGUUGUUCAUAUCGAACUUCUGGAGACGUACGGAGUGUGCAUAAGAAAAUAUUCCAUGGAUGGCGAAGGACAUGCGCACACCCAGCGCGCUUUUCCAUUAUCCGCCGUUCAUCGGGACUGGUCGCUCGAGAUGCUGAGCCGGUCUUGGGACAAUAAUCAUUACCGAUUCGCAGUGUUCUUCGUGCAGUCACCAUUGAACGGGACCGUCACGCGAUCGUUUCAAUGGGUUAUAGCUACUUACGACCCUCAAACGGAUGAAAUCAGUCUGCACGAAUUCACCUGGGAUGAUAGGCCCUAUCAUUUUUUGAAUGCGGCGGCUGUGGACCACAAUCUACUGUACUACCUCAGGGAGGACGGUGGCAGACCAGCUCUAUGGGUAUCUAACACAUCAGCCCAACCGCCCCAUCGAGCGGCGAGAGGAAUGGAUCCGAGCUGUCACGAUGCGGGCGCCUUUCUCCUUGGGGAUCGGGAGUUUGUUCUCCAGGUUCACCAGACCGAGACAAGAGCCUGGCCUGUAGAAGAUGAUACUCUGGCCCACGCUGAGUUCACGGAUGAUUCUUAAGACCUGAUGUCUCGCUAAUCAGGCUCUGGGAUUGGGAAGCCAAUUCUAGCGGGACAGCCAUUGUCCUCAAAUGGCACGAGUAUUCUAAAUCAUUGU